AGUGGGAAACCAUUUGGAUUCCACUGUGGCUUAAGGGUUGUAUUGAUCAUAAACUCGUAAUAAAGUGACUAAAAAGUGGUGUGUAUUCGCGUGUAAUACUAUGUGUAAUAAUCCUAUAUUAUUAAUUGAUUCGAUAUGGCAAAAGUGUCUAAUUCAUCAAAGCUCCCACAAGAACCUUGUGCUCCGAAAGAGAGACAUACUAAAUUGGAAAAUAAAAAUGCGAAUCUUAGAAAAUCACCAAGGAGAGGAGUAACAAGGUCUAAGUUCCACUAUCAACGACGGAAGAAAGGAAAAAAGGAUGUGACAAUUUUAGAAGUAAUUAAUUUCGAGAUUUAUAAUGUGUGCGCUGCAGAUUUCAGUACUUUCAUUCGGCAUGUACUGUCCAGUUUUCAAGAGUUUUCGGUGUAUUUUCGGUUUAAUGGAGGUGAAUAUCGCUGUUUCGUAUUGUUUGAUGUACCAGAAGAGUUCGAAAUUACAGAGGGGGAUCAACAUGUACAGACAUGUUCUUACUUCUCCGAUGUACCUAUUACGGACUUUGUUGUAAGGACGUCGAGAUCUGCGGGGUCUUUCUUGGUACAAAGAAAGACACCAGACUGCCAGCAGCUGUUUGAUAAGCUUCAGUUGUACGUUAAGAAUCACUUAUGUCCACAUAAAGUUGAUUUGUCAAAGAAACGGUUGACGGAAUCGCCCUACGACGAGGACUCUCUGCACAACGUAUUUUACCAUCAUGGUCAUAUGAUAGUUGAAAACAGGAGCUCUGACACCACUUCCGGAACAAACAAGAACAGAGAUCUUGUUAUUUCGCUGAAGGGAAUUACAGGAACGGUUUUUCCCCAUGAUAAUAGUUCUUUUACAAAUUCAGCAUUUCCAACAAGUUCAUACAAAAGCAUAGUCUACGAUGGCGGCAUAUUGUUACCAACUCCUUCGCAUUGGAAGGCAGGGAUUAGCAUGGGCGAAGAUGCAAAUGCUCAUAAACAAAACAAUAUUGCAACCCUAGAGAGCGCUAAGGCCGAAGACAAACCACGAAUGAACAGAAAACGGCCUCGUUACCCAGGGAAAUGCUCCGUGGAAAUCAGACUGGACACGUUUAACGCCUGGCCGCAUUCAGCACCUACCCCACAAAUGCUUGCAGUAGCUGGCUUCUUUUUCACGGGCGAUGCGGACCUGGUUCGGUGCCACCAGUGCGGUAUCGGUCUUAAAGACUUCAGCCCGGUUGACGAUCCGAUGUCUGAGCACAUUAAAAACGCUGGCAAUUGUGACUUCCUUAUUGACUUGUAUGGAAUUACUGGAUUGGAACAGAAAAAGUGCCUGAUCAAUGAUCCUGAAACUUUAAGAAGACAGCAGCUGGAAUCGUUCCAAACACAAAAGGCACCAGAUAUAACAUAUCGAAGACCCGAGUAUGCAAGCUAUGAGGCACGCCUGGCUACAUAUAACGGCUGGCCGGAAAAGGUGUCUCAGAAGCCCUACCAGCUGGCAGACGCUGGUCUGUACUUCACAGGUGUUGAAGAUCAUGUGCGGUGUUUCGCGUGUGACGGAGGACUGCGACAGUGGAAUGUGGGGGACUACCCUUGGGUAGAGCACUGCCGCUGGUUUCCGGCUUGUCCCUUCGCCAGGAGAACCAAGGGAGACCAAUAUAUCGCGCAGGUUCAGGCUUCCGUCGAACAAGGGGAGGACUUUUCAGAACUGGAGGAAACAGGACCUGUGUCCCAGCAUCAAGAAAAGUCUCCCGAAGACAUCGUGACUUCUGGUAUAGACAACAUCACUCUUGGGAGUCCGGAGCUCGAGGAACACCAACGCACGUGCACUGAGGAGCUUGGGUUUCACGCACAAGAGUUUGAAGAGGCUCUCAUUCGACUUAGAACAAGUGGAAAUAUCCGUCCAGCAUUGGAAGAUCUUAUCUUCUGCAUAGGCGAUAUCCAGAAACAGAGGGAAAUUCAACAAUUUCAACAGGAAACAGUAGCAGUGGACACCCCAGAAAGCAUACUUGAAGAGAACGCUCGCUUAAAACACAUCUUGAAAUGCCAGAUGUGUAAUGACAAUAACGUUAAUGCACUGUUCUUGCCAUGUGCGCAUCACCGAAUUUGCACGGACUGUGCAAGCAAAUAUGACGUCACAGUGUGUAUUGUUUGUGACCGGCCGAUCAGGGAAAUCGUGGAAACAUUCAUGGGUUGAAAAUGGCCGAGGAACUUAAACACUGUAAUAAAUAAAGUCAGAGGACAUGAAUGAAAAUGGAAUAAAAAUUGUUGUUUGAUUGUAUGGAAACCUGAAAUUAAUGCAUGAAAUGUUGACUAUUGAAACGAAACGUUUAAGCAUUCUGUGAUAACAUAAACGUAUGCAAGAUUUGUUUUUAUAAUUUAAAUUUAAAUGUUUAUGAUAUUCUAAACAUAUUUUACAUAUGUGUUCACAAACAAGAAUUUAAAUAAUAUUUAAAAUUGUAUACACCUUUUUAAGAAAUGGCCCGAAGUCGUGUGUUAUAUAACUUAUAUUUCUUAUAUUAUACCGAACAUUUUACAUUACCAUUUAUUUUUUUGUAAGCGCUUUUGAUGUGUCUUAUUAAAUGAAGCAAUUAAUGUUUACUUGCGACAAUAUUUCGCCGGUGUGGAAAUCAUCAGUCAUCCUCACAAUUUUUAUGACGUCAGCGGUCCAUUUUAUUUUUUGGCGAGGUCACCACGUCAUAAAACUGGAUUUUUCAUUAAAAUACACUGAUACAAAAUGUAUAUGGACAGAUCGACUUUAUAUGUACAUAUAAGGUACACAUUUAAGUAACUAAAUGUAUAAUAAACAUGGAUAUGUGCCUACUAAAAUGUGUGUGGUGUGGUUUUAAGCCAUUUGCUUGGUAUUGUCCCAAGGUCUAUGUUUGUACAUAAUGUAAAGUUUUUAAUCAUAUCUUGAUCUCAACCCCCUCCACUGUAUACAUCGUUAACGAUUGUCUUUUUGCCGUACUGACAUAUCUCAUAUUGCUCUACCAAAGUCCAUCUAUAAUAGUUGGCACUAAUCGCCUUACAAAUCAAUCCAUGGCAUUUUAUGUGUCAGUAAAUAAGAAAUGUUUGAAUGAAAACCUAUAAAGUUUUACACCCCGAAAUCGAAAUUAGUCUCAGAACCCUCGUAUUGUUUGUACAACAAAUUUGAAGUGUCAAUGCCUAACAAUUAUCAAUCAGCAUUUUCUAAACUACCUAAAUAUAAAUCCACUGAAACCAAUCCAAUGCCCGAAAACCACUUUGGAUGCCUUUCUCAAGUAGCAAAUGGCAGACUCCAUCAUGGAGUUGAGUAAACUAUUUUGUUUAUGUAUUUGUACUUGACAUAACUGCAGCACGUAACAAUGCAUAAAAUGAAUGUUUUACAAA
This is a messenger RNA of Mya arenaria, 3344 nucleotides long. Its product is annotated as E3 ubiquitin-protein ligase XIAP-like. Bases 136 to 2172 code for a protein of 678 amino acids. Gene Ontology annotation, cellular component: spindle microtubule; cytoplasm; nucleus. The transcript is spliced from 8 exons. Gene Ontology annotation, biological process: regulation of cell cycle. The record is from RefSeq and is a predicted model, not a curated record. NCBI's taxonomy places the organism in Eukaryota, Metazoa, Mollusca, Bivalvia, Myida, Myidae.